Zootermopsis nevadensis is the source of this 1863-nucleotide messenger RNA. The record is from RefSeq and is a predicted model, not a curated record. Lineage: Eukaryota; Metazoa; Arthropoda; Insecta; Blattodea; Termopsidae.
GUACUCUGCUAAUGAUGAGGAGGAUUAUAAUUAUGACUGAAGAGGAAAUGGCAGUGGCCUAAGGCUUUCAAAUAUUGGGAUUGUUAGAGUUUUAGUUUCAACUUACAAAACCCGUAGUCUGAGGAAUCAAGGCCUCAGUUGAACAUUCAGCAUCUCCAAUCGAAAAUGCAGCUCAACUAAUGAGAAAUGCAACAUUCUGGUAAAUAACCUGUAUGUGCUGUCUGACAUAAAACACCGUUAUGCUAGAACUGUGGUCUACAGCAGAAUUGAAAACACAGGGGACACCUCAGACCAGGCCUUGUUCAGAGUGACACUGCCUGACACAGCUUUCAUCACCAAAUUCCUUAUGGAGAUUGAUGGGAAAGUGUAUGAAGCACAUAUUAAGAAAAAAGUUCAAGCAGAAAAAGAAUACCAGGAGGCUUUAGAGUCUGGCCAUACUGCAGCACAUGUUGGUACCAGUGCACGGGAUUCUAACAUGUUUGUGGUGUCAGUGAAUGUGGCAGCAAGAAGCAAAGUGGCAUUCAAUUUAACUUAUGAAGAGUUGCUCACUCGUCGGCUGUCUGCUUAUCAUCACACCAUUACUCUCACACCAGGACAGGCUGUGCAAGACCUUAAUGUAGAUGUAUUUAUUCAGGAGAUAAGAAACAUCACACUUCUAAACGUAACAACUUCUGAUGAUAGAGGAAUUUUACAAUCAGCAGAUGAUGAAGUCUUGGUGGAGUACCUGUCUCCACUGUCAGCUCAUGUGCACUAUGCCCCAAGUGAAAGCAAGCAGCAGAGUCGGCUGGGGUUUGGAUUGCAGCAGCUUAUUAUAGAAUAUGAUGUAGACAGAUCAAUAAGUCCUGCAGGUGAUAUCAUGUUCAUGGAUGGAUACUUUGUCCACUUCUUUGCUGCUGAAGAUGUUCCUCCACUGCCAAAACAUAUAAUCUUCGUUGUAGAUACAAGUGGUUCCAUGUGGGGCCGCAAGCUUCAACAACUCCAACAGGCCAUGUACUCCAUCCUUGACAGCCUCAGGGGGGAUGAUUAUUUUAGCAUCAUUCAGUUUGGUACAAAUGUUGUAGAAUGGUCAAAUCGUCUACAGGACAUGGUCGGACUCAACAGAUACAGCAUGACACAUGAAGCUUCGGAAACCAACAUUGCUAAAGCUAAACAGUUCAUAAAAUCCAUGGAAGCUUCUGGUGGUAUAUUUAAUUUAUUAGCUAACUAAAUCUUAAGUUUAUCUUAAAUAGUAAGUUGAGGUUUGAUCCCAGUGAGCAAGGUAAAUAUGGCCCUACCCUAGCCAAUGAAUGCACUCUAAAUGAGAAUGUAUGAAGUCAAAGCUCAGAACAUCAGCUAUUGACUUUUACCAUUAAUGACUCAUUAUACAUCAAAGUUGAAUAGAACCAUUUUAUUUUUUGUUUGCUUUGUUAGUUAAUGUUGUUCAUAUAAUUCCAAUUGUUGUUCAUUAUAACAAACAAAUACACAUAUGUAAAUUCUGUACUAAUCUUUAUUUACUGUUUUUUAUAUAUGUAUCAUAUUCAGUUGGUGCAUUUCUAUUUAUUGAUUUAAAAUGAAUGGCAAAUUAAUUUUAGUUUAAUAAAUAGCUUCAAGGAAUGCAUUCCUUUCAGGUACAGUUAUGACAUUUUGUAUAUAAAGCAUUAAAGUAACAUAUGUGCUAUUGUGUGUUGUAAAUUUAAUAUAACGAUUUCAUACUAUGGACUAAGCUGUUUAUGAAUUUCAGGCACCAAUAUCAGUGGAGCAUUGAGAAAGGCACUGCAAUUGGCUGCCAAGCAGCAGUUUGGUGCUCAUGCUGUUGAUGCAACUGGUGAAAAUAGCAAUUUAAGAUCAGAAGAUCAUCCAAAGCCCAUGUUAAUGUUCUUGACU